AUGGGUAAUACACAAACAGGUGAAAAACAUCAUAAAACCGGUAAAUCGCCUGCAAAAGGGAAGCAUUUUAUAAGAAACUUAAAUAGGAAAAGUUCGGGCAAGGAGAGCAAGAAACAUGGUCGUAAAAAAAGCGUCGGUAGACGUGAGACGUCCGAUAAAGAACUCGAUAAAACAUCUGAAUCCGAUAACAAUGAAGCGAUUGAGGCAUUCGAUAACGAUACGGUCGAGUGCGUGUUCAAAACAUCGACUCGGGCGGUGGGGGAAGAAAGAACGAGUGUGCAGUCAGAGGUAACGGUGACCAGGUGCGAGCCGCAGUGUGCGGAGCCGCGGUCACCGACCCGCGACCAGUUACCCGCGUCCGUCGCUUCGCCCGCCGACCCAUCCUCCUCCGACUCAGUGUUUACGGACCCUUUAACGCCGCUCGCCGUCGAGCUCAACCAGUGCUACUACUCGGCAGAGAGCGCGUCGAGUAGCGCCCACGAAGAACUACCGCGCACUUUAACUCCCGCCCGUGAUGAUGCGCCCGCGCAACUUAUCUUACCUAUUCAGGCAUGUUCCGUUGUAAUGAACAUGCCGCAUGAUGAUACAACAUCAUCACUAUCGACUCACGAUACAAUGGAAAAAGAAGUAAAAAGUGACGUAUUAGAUGACACAAGUGACAGAGGCGAUAAUGAAAAGGUUAUGGGAGCGAUAUUAUCAAAGUCAAAGGAUGAAUCCUUAGUUAAGGAGCAUGAGUGCAGCCAUGAUUUUCUUGAAAACAGGUUGAAAUCUAGUCCAGGACAGACAUCAUUUACAAUUUCGAGGCACCGAAAAGUGGAACUUCCUCCUGUUGCCGCAGAGACGUCUCUCAAUAUAAUAGACAACGAUUCUCUUAGUAUUCGUCACUCUAGCGUGAGUGACGUGCCGAUGUCCGAUUCUAAUGUCUUGCGGAAGGUUGCUUCUCUUACGCUAGACAAACAUUUAGAAGCCAAAGUAGUGCGGCCAAAAUUCGUGCCCGAGAAGUUGGAUUUUCAAAUUUACGAAAAGUUUGAAGGGCAGAUGCUUUUAAAUUGGUUUUUGUCUUCUGUAUCAGAAGAUAGUCACUUAAAAAACAUAUUAAAUUCUCAAGAUCUGAAAAUACUUGGUAUCCAGUAUUGCACUCACCUUCUUACAGCAGGUGUACUUCGACAAAUAUCUGAUAAGAAUGCACCUACUGAGAAUACAUUUAAGCCAAACCUAAUGUAUUAUUGGUCUCAUAUGGAGACACCAGUGUCACAACCAGUAACACCAGGGAGGCUUGACACAACUUCUUGGCCACCUGAAAGCCUACAAAAAAAACAACACCAAAUUCUAAAUAUUUCUUCAUUAGAAAAUGAAAAUUAUAAUAAACAUAAUAUUGAGGUAGUUAGAGAUAUAGCAGAAGCCAAUCUUGUUAUUUCUCAGCUGAAGAGGAAAUUGCAAGAGCUAGAAUAUCAAUUAGAGAAUUAUAAAAUUAAUAAUCAAUUUGGAGGAAGUAAUAAAAACUUACAGAAUUCAUUUAUAUCUAUGCCAGAAAAUUUAUUAUGUGGAGAUCAAAUUCAAUUAGUCAAUAAAGAAGUUCAAACUAACAACUUCAGUGAAAAUAAUAGGCUGGACAAAAAACCUGUGAUAAACUCAUGUAAAGAUGAUAACCACAUAAGGACAAAUGUAAAUAUGGACCCAACUGUAGGAUUAAGUAGAUUAGGUUACAAAAGUGAAUUUAAUUGUAAAGAUAUACAAACACAACUGGAAGCAAGAUCUGAAAAAAUAGAAAAUUAUUGUAAACUCAACAAAAGUCGAGAUUUUAAUAACACUUAUUGGAAAGAAGACUUAAUGGAUGAUAAUGGAAAUAACAAUAAAUUAAAUAGUAGUAAAAAAAUAGAGACAUUAAACAUAAAUCAUGAUAAUUUAAGUAACAAAGACAUCAAAUUUGUAGAGGAAUCCAGAGUCAAUGUUACAAGUGAAAGUUCUUCAGAGGCAUCAUUCUUAAGUACAACUAAUGAAGUACUGACCAAUGAAAGUAACAAAUCAUUAACCCUCAAUUCAGAAAAUAGAGAAAUUAAUAACUUAAUCGACAAUAGUAUAUCAUCUGAACCGUUCCAACCAGAGAUAUCAAAUAAUACUUUGAAACAAAUAAAAUCUUCAAUAAGAAAAACACAGCAUUCUAUUUCAAACACAGAAGUGUUUGUUGACAAUAAAAACAAUUUAAGCCAACCUACACCUCCACCCCCUCCCCCUCUUCCUGGGAUGUCACCAUCUCCACCCCCUAUGCCAGGAACAGAGGAUUUUUCAUCAACCUAUAAAUUAAGUUUACUAAACCAAGAAACUGACCAAUGUCUUUCAAAUAUAGAAACUUUACCAUUACCUGUAACAGAAUCUCUAUCUUCACCGACUCCACCAUUACCUAGUUUACUGGAAGUGUCCCCUUCACCACCUUCUAUACCGAAUUCCGGACCAGCUCCAAAAUCUAUUCCCAAUAUUGAGCCUCCGCCACCACCUAUGCCAGUUAUGGGACCUCCACCACCCCCUAUGCCGGGAAUGGGACCUCCUCCACCCCCCAUGCCCGAUAUGGGGCCUUUUUCACCCCCCAUGCCAGGAAUGGGGCCUCCGCCACCACCUAUGCCAGUUAUGGGACCUCCACCACCCCCUAUGCCGGGAAUGGGACCUCCUCCACCCCCCAUGCCCGGUAUGGGACCUCCACCACCCCCUAUGCCGGGAAUAGGGCCUCCUCCGCCACCACCUAUGCCAGGUAUUGGUCCCCCACCACUACCUACGCCGGGGAUGGGACCUCCACCACCACCUAUGCCGGGUAUGGGGCCUCCACCACCCCCUAUGUCGGGUAUGGGCCCCCCACCACCACCUAUGCCGGGUAUGGGCCCCCCACCACCACCUAUGCCGGGUAUGGGCCCCCCACCACCACCUAUGCCCGGUAUGGGGCCCCCACCACCACCCAUGACUGACUUUGGACACCUGACAAGUCCAUUGACACCUGGCAUUCCUCCACCGCCGCCUGUAGGCGUCAGCACAGGACCUGCGCCAUUUCCAGCACCACCCGCUGGAGGUUGGCAUACUCAAAGAGCGACGUUGCGUAAAACUCCUAUAAAACCAGCUGCUCCUAUGAAGCCUUUGUAUUGGACUCGAAUUUUGGCAACACCUACGCCGCCGACGUCUCAUGGUGAAGUCGAUUCGGUUGGGCUCAAACCGCUAUGGCUAGAAAUCGAUGAGGCUAAAUUGGACAAUAUAGAUGAAUUCGCAGAUCUUUUUUCACGGCAAGUCGUAAAGGCGCCCGUCAAAAAGAAAGUUGAGGUUAAAACGAAAAUUCAACCUAUAAAAAUUUUAGACAGUAAAAGAUCUCAGAAUGUCGGCAUAUUAGCCCAAAGCUUGCAUGUUGAGUUUUCUGAAAUUGAAAAUGCAAUAUAUAAUUUUGAUACAUCAGUGGUCAGUUUAGAAGCACUACAGCAAAUCUAUGAAUUGCGGGCUUCAGAAGAGGAGUUGAUGCUCAUUAAAGAGCACCUAGCCAACAAACCAGAAAUACCGUUAGACAAACCUGAAGCAUUUUUACACGAUUUGUCUGGAAUUCAUAGUUUUGCUGAGAGGAUCUCAUGUUUUACAUUCCAGGCUGAAUUUGACGACGCCGUCAAUACCAUAAUGCACAAAUUAGAUAACUUGAAACACACCUGUGAGUUUCUGAUGACAAAUGAAUCUCUAAAGCAAUUGUUUGCAAUAAUUUUGACUCUUGGUAAUUACAUGAAUGGUGGAAACACUCAAAGAGGACAAGCUGACGGUUUUGGUUUGGAAAUUCUAUCAAAGUUGAAAGAUGUAAAGUCAAAGCAGUCGAACAUAACACUCCUCCACUUCAUAGUGCGCACGUAUAUGCGCGCGCGCGGCGGCGCGCUGGCGCCCGCGUGCGCGCUGCCCGUGCCCGAGCCCGGCGACGUGCUGCGCGCCGCCGCCAUAGACUUCGCCGAUGUUGCUGCCCAGCUCAAUGUGCUUAGGAAGAAUUUGGAUGAUUGCACAGAAAAAAUGGAGAGAGUCAUCGAGUCCGGCACUUCGCCGAAAGGGGACGAGGAAAAUGAAACUGAUAAAUGUGUAGAAACUACAAAGAGACUCGAAGUAUUUAAAGACAAAAUGACAACAUUCCUUAAUGCUGCUGAAGAAAAAUUAAAGACUGAAAACGAAAAUAUGUGCGAGUGUAGGAGUAAAUUCAUAGCUACUGUUAAAUUCUACCAAUACACCCCAAAAUGUGGCAAAUUAGACGACUGUGAACCAAAGGAAUUCUUCUCUCUAUGGACCUCGUUUUGUAUCGACUUUAAAGAUAUUUAUAAGAAAGAGGAACAAAUUGCUAUAAAAGAAAAGCUAAAAGAAACUAAAAAAAUGCAGUGUGAAAGAAAAGCAAAUACUCAGCCUAAAAAAGAAGGAGGUCUUAAGGCACGUCUCCAAAAGCUAUCAAGCACAAGAAAA
Molecule: messenger RNA, 4458 nt
Organism: Brenthis ino (lesser marbled fritillary)
Lineage: Eukaryota; Metazoa; Arthropoda; Insecta; Lepidoptera; Nymphalidae
Source: the annotation of a GenBank genome assembly